Molecule: messenger RNA, 4937 nt
Organism: Dicentrarchus labrax (European seabass)
Lineage: Eukaryota; Metazoa; Chordata; Actinopteri; Moronidae
Gene: oprd1b
Product: opioid receptor, delta 1b
Exons: 3
Coding region: 101-1237 (378 amino acids)
Biological process (GO): neuropeptide signaling pathway; G protein-coupled opioid receptor signaling pathway
Cellular component (GO): membrane; neuron projection
Molecular function (GO): G protein-coupled enkephalin receptor activity; neuropeptide binding
Source: RefSeq, a predicted model, not a curated record
GAGAGCCUCACUACUAAUUUGCCGCGUCCAGUCUCCGUGCGCUCUUCUGUAGGCUAGCUGCUUUGGAAAAUCUCCUGACUUUCUCCCCUGAAUUUUAGAGAUGGAGUUCCCCACUUUUCCUCCCGACGCUCUCGGUGAUUUUAACGAGCGCUUCUCGGUCUCCAUAACUCCUUUCAACGUUACGUUCUCCGAGGAUCUGCUGCGUGUGCCUUCAAGUAGUAAUGAGACCAACCGGGCUGCGAGCAGGGACACUUCAAGUCUCAUCAUCGCCGUCUGUAUCACGGCUCUCUACUCUCUCAUCUGUGUGGUGGGACUGCUGGGAAACGUGCUUGUAAUGUACGGGGUGGUCAGGUACACCAAGAUGAAGACCGCCACCAACAUCUACAUCUUCAACCUGGCUUUCGCCGACGCUCUUGCCACCAGCACCCUCCCCUUCCAGAGUGCCAAGUACCUGAUGAGCACAUGGCCCUUUGGGGAGCCAUUGUGCAAAGUGGUCAUCGCCAUUGACUACUACAACAUGUUCACCAGCAUCUUCACACUCACCAUGAUGAGUGUGGACCGCUACAUCGCUGUUUGCCAUCCGGUGAGGGCCCUGGACUUCCGCACGCCUGCCAAAGCCAAACUCAUCAACGUCUGCAUCUGGAUCCUCUCCUCUGCCGUCGGAGUCCCUGUGAUGAUCAUGGCCAUUACCAAGGUGACAGAUAAAGGAAACACUGCCUGCGCACUCAGAUUUCCCAAACCAGAGUGGUACUGGGACACAGUGAUGAAAAUCUGCGUGUUCAUCUUCGCCUUUGUGGUUCCCGUCCUGGUCAUCACCAUCUGCUACGGUCUGAUGAUCCUGCGGCUCAAGAGCGUUCGCCUGCUGUCUGGCUCCAAAGAGAAGGAUCGGAACCUACGACGGAUCACCCGCAUGGUCCUGGUGGUUGUGGCGGCCUUCAUCAUCUGCUGGACUCCCAUCCACAUCUUCAUCAUCGUCAAGACCAUGGUGGUUAUUGAUCACAAGAACCUUCUGGUGGUGGCCAGCUGGCAUCUGUGCAUCGCGCUGGGCUACACCAACAGUAGCCUCAACCCCGUGCUGUACGCCUUCUUGGAUGAGAACUUCAAACGGUGCUUCAGGGAUUUCUGCCUGCCCUAUCGCUCACGCCUGGAGCAGAAUAGCUUCUCUAGAGCGCGUAACAGCACGCGGGAGCCUGUGUCUGUUUGUGCUCCUGCGCCAACAGAGAGACCACCGGCCUGACUAGGCAUGGAUCAGUGGGAGGGGAGAACAGUUCAAGAUGACCUCCAGACUGAGGUCACACAGUUUUCCACCACAGGAGUCUGAGUCUGCAGAUGUAUUGAUCUACCAUUUAUGUAAAUGAUCGAUUGUGUUUUUGGUUUUAUAUAAUGAAACUCCUUUGUCCCAAUAGGUUCGUGAGACACAGUUCUUUGAGGAUUGUCUUUGGAUGAUCACAAACACGCCUGUGCUUGCCUGUGCAUUAGGAAAUUCAAGUGUACACACGUGAAUAAAGCAAAAGCAUAAUGCAACCAUAUGAACAAACACUCAGUCAGAAAGUAUUGGGACUGCGUUGUGUUUUCAGAACAAUAAGAAAAAAGGGGGUUAAAGUGCUGACUUUGUGCUUUAAGGGGGUUUGUAGGUCCUCACAUCCAUAUUAGGUGAACAAUGUAGGACUCAUAGCCCUGUGCUUACACAAUCCCACAAUGAUCAAAUUGUCAGGCGGGACAUCGAUCCUAAACACACAGACAAGGCCACCAAGGAGUCUUUUUAUGGCCAGGAAGUGGCCGGUGUAUACUUGGCCGAGUCGGCCGCUCGACCUCAGUCCAACCUAUCAUGAGUUUCAUUUGAUGAAGACCAGACUGACACGGAAAAUCCCCUGUAGCAGGAAGAAGUGAUGAUGGCUGCAGCACAGCAUUGGCAGAGCGUCAACAGGCAGGAUACUGCUGUCUGCUGAUGUCUGUGGGUCACAGACUUGAGCUAUCAUUUACUUGCUGCUAAGUAUUACACAAUAUUACUUUAUUUAGAUUUAUGUUAGCUUUCUAUUCCCUAAAUUAGGAAGACCACUUGUGAAGGGCUACAAUUCAGGUACACUUUUAAUGUGUCACCUUCAAUUCAACCUGAGAGAACUACUUUUUGCCCUCUUGUGGGCAGAAACACAACAGUGACAUAUUGUGCACCAUUGAAAUUGAUAUGAAGAACUUGAUAGCAAACAGUUGUUUAUUUACACAUCCAGCAGUUAUGUUAUUAUCAUCGAUUUGGAGUCGUGUCUCUGGCUACUUGACAAAUAUAAGUUGAAUAAUUGCUCUUCUUUUUGCUCUAUUUUUGUUUUCUACCAACUGAGGGUAACAUCUGGCUCUUUAGCAGCUGAAGGCUCCACUAUGUUCACCUUCUAGGCUCUAAGUGUGGCUGUCUGCUGUUUGGUUGUGGGGAGGUAGUGUCAGUUUUUAGAGCCUUUUUUGCUGAAAACAGCUGCCUUCUCUGAGUGAAAACAACACAGCAGCAGUUAGAGUGAAUCAAAAUAAAAUUGGAGCCUAAAAACCAAAACAACUGAAAGACGCUAUAACGCUCCGUAGCUGUAACUAUGAACAACUCCUUUUACAUUCCACAUUGUCAUUUGAUCCAUUGUUGACAUAAAAAGAUUUUUUAUAGCAGCUUUAAAGUUGAGUUUACAUUAAGCCAGGACAUUAACCUCAUGUGUUUAAUUUAGUGUGCUGGAGAACAGCACGAUGAAAAAUGUGUCUCUGUCCUAAUACUUUCUGCUCUGGAUAUCUAGACUGGUAAUAGUAUUGUCACUCAGCCUCACUGGGGAGGUAAUGAAAAUCCAAUAAUGUGAAUGUUUAGCUGAGACUACACUUUCAUUGUCUCUGGUAUAUUUAAUUUAAAGGAUGUAUCGAAUUUCAUGCUCAUUCUUGUGAUGGUAAUAGGAGAAAUAAUUACUGACAAAGGUUAGACACACAAUAAGAACAAUUUUAAAGGAGGUGAAAUUCUAUACGACCACACUGACGACAUGUUUCAGCGUCUCUUUUUUAUCCAUCCAAUACAUGAUGAAAGAUCCUUGUGAAAGAAUAUGGCCUUCAUGAUUAAGCAGAGUUGCCUGGCACUUCCAGCAUGGAUUACCCAUGAACAUCAUGUGACUCAUUGUUUCCGCAGUUUGGUUGCUCUGGUUUUUUUUUAAUUUUUGGUUUUGUUUUACACAACCAAAACAUUCAGCCGACAGUGCACUGAGGAAGUGAGGGGGAGAGUGCCACUGCUCAUAGUUGUGACCUUAAACUGGCACAGACGCAAGUCUGAAUGGAUCCAAUGCAUUAGCAAGCAACACAAAGCUUCCUAUACAUAAUACAGCUAAUGGACAAUUUGGUUGGACGAUUGCAGGAGGAGAUUAACGCAGUGAAAAUACUUUUUUGGGGCACAUUUUUAGAGAACAGUCAAACUGAUGCCUCUCAUCUUUCAACAGCAGCAAUGCAGUUAUGUUUAAAAAAGCUCUCUAUAUAUGAAGUGUAAAGACGGUAUUGUUCUGUAACAGCAUAUUGAGUGAUAAUGUGAUUUAUUUAGUUUCAGUGUGCUCUCAAGCUGUUGUAACAUUAAUCUUCACUUGUAACCUAUUAGUAAAAUCAACUGUUAUAUAACAUAAUAUGUCUUUACACUAAGUGCUAUAAAUGUAAGGUGAAGCAUCAUAAAUCUUUAAAAAAAAAAAAAAAAAAAAAGGUUCCUGUUUCCUGACUGGACUGUCUAACUUUGUAUCACCAUCACUGUAAGAAGAGCAUUUAUAAUUGUUUUCUGCAGUGUGGUCACUGAAUGAAUGAAUAUAUGUACCGUAAUGCCUUAUUCAGCAUUAUGAACUUGUUUUGUAGAGAAAAGUGUUCGAUCUUUAAGUGUUUUCACAUCUUGUGUUUCAGCAGUUACAGUAUAUAACGUAUCUUAUUGUAUAGGUGUAAUAACAACGUUUGUCUUUUGAAAACAACUGUCAUAUAGAAUAGCAUAAGUUGUAUCUUACAAGUGCUUUUAAUUUGAAAUAUUGUUGUAAAUAACUUUCAGUUUUAAUCCAAUAUUUUCUUUUUUUGUAGUUGUUACAUUUGUUGUUAACAUUUAUACUCUUUGUAAAUGCCAGUGAGGCCUCGUGGGAAUUAGACAUUUGUUCAAGAAUGGAUUACUGAUCGGGGGAUGUUGAUUGGGGGGGGGGGGGGGGACUGGUUUGUUUGACCUAGAGUCCCCAGGCCCCAGGGACAAAUAUGACACAUCUGAAGUGUGUGUAAAAAAAGUGUGGGAAUAAAUGAAAGCACAAUAAGAAAUAAGUCAGGGAUGAUACCAGAUGAUGGUAUCAUUGUUUUACAAUGUAUCACUUAAAGAAUAAGGCAGGUGAUAUUCUAUAUUUUUGUUAUUGUCAACAAAGACCAAGAACAACAAUGCAUUAGUCCGUCUGUGACUUUCAGUCCCAUGACUAUUGAUUCCUCCCAAAGAUAAAAAAAAAAAGUUACUUUCAUUUAAAAAAUAUUUUCUGAAAAUAGCUGGGCAUUGUAGUUUUUAAGCACAUUGUAGUCAAACAGGAGUAAAUCAUGCAUUUCUUCAAUUUCCAGCGGUGUAUAGUUUAAACUACAGUUUAAACUACAGUUCCCACAUUGAAGGUAAUGAAGGAAAAUGUCAUCCAGUGACUGAUGUGUUUUUAAUUGGUUUGGACAACAAUGAAGCUGGGACACAGAGGAACAAGUUAUAUUGGGAUUUGGCUUAUUUUCAGCAUCUCCCACAGAUUCAUUGUUGGUUUUUGUCUUUUCACACAAUUUGUUGACAAUAAGGCAAAUAUAGCAUCACCAGCUUUAUCCUUAAACUGUCUAAAAGUGACACAGGCCCAAAGCCCUGGUUGAUUAUCAUGUUCAUCACAGUUUCUGUACACUCAUCUUGGAGAAAAUGAUCGAAAUAAACCACUGUACUAUCUUUUUAAGAGAAA